ACGGGCCAGCGCGAGCGACUUCAAUAGACGCUGCAGGGGCAGUGGGAGUGCGUUUGACAAAAAGCAAGACUACGGUUAAAUCUUACUGCUCACUUAGCUAAACUCACGUGCUGCAGUUUGCGUAGCGGUAUGGUUGUACUUGUGCGAUAAGCUUCGGUUUCUGACGAAGUUUCGGUGCGCGGCCGUCUGUCUGUGUGCUGUGUCGUUGUUCACCACCAUGUUAUCGUUAUCAGCGAGGUUCGCGGCCUCCUCCUGCGCCCGCGUGUCCAGGGCCGCGUGCGGCGGCCAGCGCGCGAGCCUGGGCUCCUUCCAUAGCAGCGCCUCGUGCACCGCUCCCAGAGUGGCCGUAGUCCUGUCUGGCUGUGGAGUGUAUGAUGGGACUGAAAUUCACGAGGCAUCGGCUGUUCUUGUGCACCUGAGCCGGGGAGAGGCCCAGGUGCAGAUGUUUGCGCCCAAUAUCAGCCAGAUGCAUGUCAUUGACCACUGCAAGGGUCAGCCUUCGGAGGAGUCCAGGAAUGUUCUGUCGGAGUCUGCGCGCAUCGCUCGCGGCAACAUCAGUGACCUGGCCCAGUUGAAAGUCAGCGACCACGAUGCAGUCAUCUUCCCUGGUGGAUUUGGAGCUGCUAAAAACCUGUCGACGUUUGCGGUGGAUGGGAAGGACUGCAAGGUGAUUGAAGACGUGGAGCGCGUUCUCAAAGACUUCCACAAAGCUGGAAAGCCCAUAGGGCUCUGCUGCAUCUCCCCAGUGCUGGCGGCUAAAGUGCUUCCAGGGGUUGAGGUCACUGUGGGAUAUGAGGAGGAGGCAGGGGGCAGGUGGCCAUAUGCUGGAACUGCAGAAGCCAUCACGUCUCUGGGUGCGAAGCACUGCGUCAAAGAUGUUACCGAAGCUCACGUAGACCAGAAGAACAAGGUGGUGACGUCUCCAGCCUUCAUGUGUGACACCAAGCUACACCUUAUCUUUGACGGCAUUGGCGUCAUGGUGAGAGAUGUGUUGAGGCUAUCUGGGAAGUGAAGAGAGCCCAGGCUGGUAUACCAGUUCGCCCCAUUGACUGCUACUCAUCCACUCUAUACAUCAUGCUCUUUUGGUAUAAGCACUUUCAUUUAUGGCUGAUUUCAGAAUUAGAAUUAUUUCUGUGCUGGAUAAAGUUCUUGAAUGUGCUCAGCAAUAAUUUCUCUUGCAGGUGAGUAGUGAUGUCUUUGGUGGCAUUAUUGAGAAUGUAAAACAGCUGCAUAGUUAAUACAAACAACGCUACUGUAAAAGUGAUGGGAAGUAUAGUGCUAGUUCAAUGAAAUUUGGAUUAUAGGCAAAAUAGUAAGUGUCCAGGAGAGGGCACUCGUAUUCUUUCUCAUUUUAGCCGAUACAAAGGCGUUUGAAUGGUAUGCUUAAAUUCUAAAUAUGAUAAUUUUGACAACUAAAAAAAAAUUCACAGAUGUUUGUUUGUAGCAAAACUAUGUGACAGCAAUCAAUAUGCCAGUGAUCCCACUGAAUAAACUGAUGGUAAAAUUGAAAUAUCAUUAAAGUUUGUAUUUGUGCACAUUAUCUGUCUUGUUUUUUUAAAAAAAAAUUAUGUGGAAUCAUCUUGUGAUAUUUGCUGGGACAAUAAAAUGUUACAGUGCACUUCUUUGUGCGUUUGGAGACAGGCUCAGGGGCACUGCAGAGUUUGGAAGCGGCUAUAUUCUACAGUGGGAUUGAAAUGGGUGCUCAGUGUGGGAGUCUCAGGCUGCAGCCCAGACAGGCCGAAUCUCGGAUCCAUUUGGUGUGAAGCCAGAUUCAUUACAGAUAGAGAUGGUGCUGGGGGUUUCAAGUAGGCGCUUGGUGAGAUUUGCCCGUGUAGUUUUCAAAGGACUAAAGGAGCGAAAGGCCAGGCAUGGGAUGGGGAGCCGAAAGUUUUCCCUGGGGUGAAUUUGUGUCUCUGCUGACCUGCCGCAUGUGGUUGUCCCAGAGUUGCCUGUUGACUUCUCGCUCCACUGUACCUUUU
This is a messenger RNA of Scleropages formosus (Asian bonytongue), 1979 nucleotides long. It is a transcript of the gene gatd3, whose product is annotated as glutamine amidotransferase class 1 domain containing 3. NCBI's taxonomy places the organism in Eukaryota, Metazoa, Chordata, Actinopteri, Osteoglossiformes, Osteoglossidae. The coding region runs from base 218 to 1012 and encodes 264 amino acids. The record is from RefSeq and is a predicted model, not a curated record. The transcript is spliced from 7 exons. Gene Ontology annotation, cellular component: mitochondrion.